AUGCCUAAUUCUUGUCCUGACUACUCAGAGUAUUCCAAAGUAUUUCAUCGUCCCGGAAGUGGUGGUUUAUUGAAUCUGCCGUUUCAGCGGCCCAUUGAAUCAUGCAGAAAAUUCACAAGUCAAGUCAUUGAAUCUGUCAUCAGCAAUGUCACUUCCAGGAUGUCCAAUUUGGAUCUCGCUCGUCUCUUUACAAAUGCAUAUCCAAAUACUUUAGAUACCACUAUCCAGAGCACUGCCUGCCUCAAGGCAUCCAGCCACUGCUUACCACUCUCAUUUAUUAUUACUGGUGAUAUCAAUGCCAUGUGGCUCAGAGAUUCUGCUAAUCAAAUCAUGCCCUACAUUGACUACAUCAAGCAUGACUCUCAACUUAAACGCUUAUUUUUGGGAGCCAUUUAUAUGCAGGCCCACUUUAUUAAUAUAGAUAACUAUGCCAAUGCGUUUAAUGAGCCAUCGUCUAUAGAUGUUCUUGCGUCUUCUAUGUAUAAUAAGACGCUUGUUAAAAGAGAAGUUCCAUUGCGUGAAGGUGUGUACGAGAGAAAAUGGGAGAUAGACUCACUUGCAUCAUUCAUCAACUUAUCUUACCGUUAUUGGGAAGCCUCGGGCGAUAACUCCUUUGUAAACAAUUCAGUAUGGAUAGAUGCAGUCGAUUCAAUUUUGACGACCAUAAAGAAACAACAAGAGCCUACUUUUAAUGAAACAACAGGAGAGCCCCUACCGACAGAUUACAGGUUUUUUCAGACAACUGAUAGGCCAACAGAGACGCAAUUCCUCUUGGGCCGUGGACAACCCGUGAAAUAUACAGGCAUGGUCAAAAGUUUAUUUCGACCUUCAGAUGACGCAGCUCUAUAUCCUUUCUUUAUACCUGGUAAUGCUAUGCUCUCGGUUGAACUAGGACACUUAGCACAACUACUCAACAGUAGCAGUUCAAGAUCAAACAGUCAAAUUCAAGAGUUUACUAGUGAAUCACUCAGACUAUCGAAGCAGAUCCGAGAUGCUAUCUAUAAAUACGGGAUUGUAGAUCAUCCAACCUACGGAAAAGUGUUUGCAUAUGAAGUAGACGGUUAUGGAUCAAGUUUAAUAAUGGAUGAUGCCAACGUUCCCUCUUUGUUAUCCCUUAGCUUGAUUGGAUUUUUAGACCAAAAUGACAUAAUUUAUCAAAAUACUAGAAAAUUGGUCUGGUCAAGGGAUAACCCCUACUUCUUUUCAGGUCCAAGAGGAUCAGGCAUCGGAGGUCCACAUGUUGGUUUGAACUAUGCAUGGCCUAUGUCACAGAUUGUUCGAAUAUUAACAUCAAGUAAUGAUAAUGAGAUCAAAGAAGCAUUGGAUACCAUCUUAGCCUCAACUGACAAUACUGGAUUAAUACAUGAAUCUCUAAAUGUUUAUACAAAUUCAGGGGGUGAUAACAAUUCAGGAUACACUAGAUCAUGGUUUGCAUGGGCCAAUGGAUUGUUUGGGCAAGCCAUACUAAAGAUCGCCAAUGAACGCCCUUACCUCAUCUUUAAACCAUAA
Messenger RNA from Rhizopus microsporus ATCC 52813, 1509 nucleotides. RefSeq lists its product as uncharacterized. NCBI's taxonomy places the organism in Eukaryota, Fungi, Mucoromycota, Mucoromycetes, Mucorales, Rhizopodaceae. Gene Ontology annotation, biological process: carbohydrate metabolic process. The transcript has 8 exons. The record is from RefSeq and is a predicted model, not a curated record. Bases 1 to 1509 code for a protein of 502 amino acids.